Verruconis gallopava is the source of this 2022-nucleotide messenger RNA. RefSeq lists its product as uncharacterized. NCBI's taxonomy places the organism in Eukaryota, Fungi, Ascomycota, Dothideomycetes, Venturiales, Sympoventuriaceae. The transcript has 2 exons. Bases 191 to 1336 code for a protein of 381 amino acids. The record is from RefSeq and is a predicted model, not a curated record.
CAUCUCGCGACGGCGCGUUACGAACUGGCCGCUCGACCUGCUCGGCGCUCCUCGAUGCUCAAGUCGACCACCCGUCGCAUCGCUCACUGCCGUUGUCGCAUAGAACCCUGACGUGCGCUAUGUGAUCUGUGGAUGUUGACGCGUUCAUAGGAUCUGCUGGAGUAGAUUGAUACUACUGACCUCAUCCACAAUGGCGCAAAAGUCCGAGCAGCGUCCGGAAACGACACCCAUGGAGUCCCUCCAAGGCUCCAUGAACUUGAUACUUACUGUCAUCGGUCGAUCGCUCGCCCAGCCAAAUCAGUUGCGUGAUCCCCAACAACGCUUCAAAUUGCAGACUCUCUUUCCGAGCGUCAAUUUUCGCUUUCACGAGGGCCUUGACCGCAUAGAGGAGGAGAUUCAGAGUGCACAGUGGAUCCUCAAGCGAGAGUUGGCAUUGCACAGGGUGAAAGAAGGAGUCAGAGCGUCCAGAGAACUAAAGAUGGAGAUGGAGGCGAAGAACGUCAAGAAGGAGGAUAGCGAAGACGUGGAUAUGCAGGACAUAAAGGAGGAGCGGGCACCCGUGGCAGUUAUGGCACCUCAGCAUCAAAUCAAGAGGGAAGAGGCCCCGCCGACACAAACUGCGCCUACAGUACCGGCCAUGAUUGCACCUCCAAUCACAUCAGCCGCACCUUCAUCAGAAUGCGCAGAGCAAGCUCCUACGACCGCAGUAUCCGGCGCUACUGAGCAAGAAAACCUUGGCCUUCCAACUAGUGCGACAGAUGAGCCAGACUUCUCGGACAUCUUUGGCGACGCUGACAUGGGUGACGAUGAGGGUACAAAUCCAGGCGACAACAAUUUCCGAGAUCUUGGUGAAAGGAGCGCAGAUGUCUCAUCAUUACUUCCCGGUCUAGAAUCAUACGCAAACAUGGCUGGUACGGAUAGUGCAAUGUCGGACGUGUCGAUGCCACCGCCCACCACAACGGCGAAAACGACAGCAUCUGGACAGGAAUACUCAACCGCGCCUGCCACAAGUGCCGAGUCAGCUUCUAAGCACGAGAAUCCCACAGCUCAGAUGCAAAAUACGGAGGCGAAGGAAACUCCGGCGACAACAUCAACGACAAUAGCACAGCCACAACAGCAGAGUGGUCCGAACGACAAUACUGACACACAACCUGACUUUGGAGACAUCGACUUUGGAAGCUUUGAUACGGGAGGCGAUGAUGCCGGUGGUGGCGGCCUACAAGAUGUAGACAACACAUUCAAUGAUUUGCUUAACAUGGACGACUACGGAUUUGGCGGGUCUGGAGACACGGGUACUGGAGGGCAGGAUUUGAACGAUUGGAUGAACACUCUUUGAUUAUCGCUCUAGAGACGGAGGAUCGCCAAGGUCAGUAGGCUUUGAUCCACCUCUUUUUAAGCUUGAGCAUUCAUGCGAAAAACAAAGUUGAUCGUAAGAAGCGGUCAAAUGUCCUAGCACGCAAAUAAGUGUACCCAUAGGGGCCUAGCGUGUAGCAUGUUCCUACCUUGCCUUCGAAAUCUCGAUUUUCAAAAGCUCUUCACCGAAGAAGGGUGCGAAAGCUUCUAUGCUAUUGGUCAUCGAAAGGAUUACACGUCAACAAAGCAGGACUUGAGGCUAAAGUAUGUCUACUCGGCGUCAACGUACGUCAGAGCACGGUAGCCACGCCGCCCCGCUUCGAAAGAGGUACUCAAAGUGUAAUGCGUGAGAUGAGCGCCAGAUGAAUAUGAUAGAGCCGAUGACAAGCUUAGGAGAUAGAUUAAACUGAAGAUGGUUGAAGCAUUCUUUCACGUCUCAGCUCCUAUCUUAGCAAGUUUAGAUCGUCGACAGAAGAGGUCAAAGUUUGCGAAUCAAUUUUAUCUGUCUAAGCUACGAGAUGUUCCGCUUAGCAUGUGCGGUAAAGCUUCUGCAUAUCAUUUCAUGAGUAGUUAUGAUUUCAACCGAGCCGCAAACCAGCCAAAUUUUGCCAAGGAAAAAUACAGAGAAUAGGGAUACUUAAACUCAUGCCUAGGCAGAAUAUGUCUUCC